This is a messenger RNA of Cricetulus griseus (Chinese hamster), 1620 nucleotides long. The record is from RefSeq and is a predicted model, not a curated record. NCBI's taxonomy places the organism in Eukaryota, Metazoa, Chordata, Mammalia, Rodentia, Cricetidae.
AUGCUCAGCAAUGUCUUUGGCCUCCACCUGCUAUACAGCAACCUCCAAGGCCCCAGAACUGUUCUGCUCUCCUUGACUCAGCCCAUCUGCCAGGCAGCCUACCAGAAUGACUUGGGGCAGGUGUGGCGGUGGGUAAAAGAAGACAAUCGUUAUGUGGAUGUUCAAGAUGGCUUCAACGGAGACACUCCGCUCAUCUGUGCCUGCAGGCGAGGACACGUGAGAAUUGUCUCCUUCCUUUUGAGAAGAAAUGCUGAUGUCAACCUCAAAAACUUGAAGGAGAGAACCUGCUUGCACUAUGCUGUGAAGAAGAGGUUUACCUUUUUUGAUUAUCUACUCAUUAUCCUUUUAAUGCCUGUCUUGCUUAUUGGGUAUUUCCUCAUGGUAUCAAAGACGAAGCAGAACGAGAAUCUUGUGCGCAUGCUCCUUGAUGCUGGCGUCGAGGUUAAUGCUACUGACUGUUAUGGCUACACUGCUUUGCAUUAUGCGUGCCAAAUGAAAAACCAGACGCUCAUCCCCCUGCUUCUGAAAGCCCGUGCAGACCCCAUGAUCAGGAACAAGCAUGGUGAGAGUUCACUGGAUAUUGCACAGAGACUAAAGUUUUCCCAGAUUGUAUCAAUGCUAAAGAAAGCCUCAUAGUUCUGGGACUUCUCAUGUUGCAACAGAGACACAGCUGAAGAACUAGAUGUUGUCCCUGUCUUGGGUGAUUGCUAUGUGAGCUCUCAAGCUGGAUGCAUCAGUAUUGUGACAAGCCCUGGACUUCAAAAGGCUUUUAUUCAGGGGAAGUCAGCAUGGCCAGAAUCCCUCCGAAGGACCCAUUAAGCUUGUUGGAACCUCUAUUACUGUUAAAACUGAUUUUUAAAAAGUUCUAAUUCAGUGUCUUCUAAAAACAAGUCAGAGCUACCUGAGUUCACCUUCUCUCUUCCCAGUUGUGUCAUCCUUCAAGACAACUUUGCCCUACAUCCUGUCCAGGGAGACAAAUGGCUUCUCACAGGCCCCUUGACAUACUAAGCCAAGCAAUCAGAGCGUGUGCAUUUGAAUGGCAUGGCACAUAUGUAUGGGAAGUUAGAGACGUCAACAUAAAUAUUCCUUUGAUUUAAAAUCUUCAGUAAGGGGGCUGGAGAGAAGGCUCAGAGGUUAAGAACAUUGACUGCUCUUCCAGAGGUCCUGAGUUCAAUUCCCAGCAACCACAUGGUGGCUCACAACCAUCUGUACUGAAAUCUGGUGCUCUCUUCUGGCCUGCAGGCACAUAUGCAGACAGAAUGCUGUAUAUAUAAUAAAUAAAUCUUACAAAAAGAAAAUCUUCAAUAAACACAUCUGCCAGUUGUCAGCUAUCAGUUUGUCUAAACCAUAGAAAUUGGCACAUGUUCCAUGGCAGAACUGGUUUUUGUUGUUUCUCAGGAGCUGACUGACCUCCAUAUCAGCAUCCAUUUCACCAUCAGUUUAUAAGUAAGUGCCUUUUCAGUUUAUAAGUUAUGUAAGUAUCAAAACUGUCUGUACAGAGUCCCUAUGGGGCUGAAGCUGUAGGUCCAUGGUACAGCAUGUGUUUGCUAUGCAUAAAACCUUGAGUUUAAUCCCCAACACCAGAAAUAAAGAAUUUUCCUGUGCACACAUUAGCUGCUA